This is a messenger RNA of Nomia melanderi (Alkali bee), 1420 nucleotides long. Its product is annotated as coiled-coil domain-containing protein 134. Lineage: Eukaryota; Metazoa; Arthropoda; Insecta; Hymenoptera; Halictidae. The record is from RefSeq and is a predicted model, not a curated record.
CCAUGUUCGUCAUUGCCAAAGGACUCGAAUUACCAAGCGAUGAAGUAUAUUACUUACUCUUUAAAUAAUUAUAUAUUAUUGUCAUAUCAAACUACAUUACUGCCACAUACACAUGGCGUGAAUUAAUCUCCCUUUAAUUAACGCACUCCUGCCACAUUUUGAAUGGCCACUACUACUACGUGUACAUAACAAACCGACGUGAUUUCUCUUACGUAGGAGCGGUGUCAGUGAAUGAUCUAAAAACAUACACACACAUCACGCCUCGAACAUUCUUAAUCAUCGCAUCAUUAGAGACUAACUAGCGAGCCUUUUUAAUUAUUCCCGAGCAAAACGUCACCGAAGUUACAGACCUAAGUCUGCGCUGAAGUUGACACAUUCGACGUUAAAGGUUAAUAGGUGGCGACAGUGUGUCACGAUUAAAUAGUCGAAAAACUUGCGGCUUAAAUGCCGGUCGAAAAUUCGCAAAUUAUUCUGGGAGGAUGUAAGGCCCAUUUACAUUCGAAAAGUCCUUCUUACCUCGAUUUAAGGUUACGUUCGAUCGAUGUGUACCUUUUUAUUUGAAUCUAUCUUUCAAGCGUUUUCCAACCCAAGAUGCCACGCGUAUUGGUUUACAUAGUAGUCGUGUCAGUGUUGACAUGCACUGCGCACUCGCAAUUACCCGACUUGACAGCGGAAGUCCAGCCAAUGAACGAAAUGGCGGGAAACGGUGAUGCGCCUGAAAGUAAAGUCUACGAAGAUCUAUUUAAAAAAUCAUUUAGCCAUCAACGCAAGGAGCAUGCAUACGCCAUGAGGCGUUGGGAAAAAAUAGAAAAGUACGAACUUCUAUAUACAAUGAUAACAGUGUUCGGAGAGAAGAUGAUCAACGUGAUCAAUUCGAGUAGAUCAUCGUUGGAGAACGCUGCUUUUAAUCCUGAUGAUAGAUCUCUGCCACGGGAUGUUACUGUGCAAAGCGCAUUGUCCACUGUAUUAGAGAACACAGCUCUCUUUGGGGAUAUUGUCCAGCAUUUCCCGGAAAUAACGUAUCGUAUAUUGAAGGCGCAUCCAAAGUGGAUCGAGACGAUAAGCUGGUCCCUGAAUUUUACAAACCGAUGCCGACAUUUAUUAGACGAAGAAACGGCAACUUUAAUUAAUUCGGUGAGUCAAGAACUCAAUAUAACGGAACGCAAACCGGGAUAUUUUAUUCCUCAUCGGCGAACAGUUGACUCUCAAGAAGGAAACAAAGGGACGACGAAGACAAAGAGAGCGCCGAAGAAGGAGAAACGGAAGAGGGGACCGCAAAUGAUUAAAACUGAAUUAUGAACAUCAUUCAAUAAUUCCCCUAAUCUCAACAAUCAAACUAUUUACUUAUUCUUCUGAUUCAAGAGAAUUAUUUUUCUUAAUGUGUAAAUUUCAAUAUAACAAAACGUUCAUUACAAUUCAA